Messenger RNA from Paramecium tetraurelia, 594 nucleotides. RefSeq lists its product as uncharacterized. NCBI's taxonomy places the organism in Eukaryota, Ciliophora, Oligohymenophorea, Peniculida, Parameciidae. The record is from RefSeq and is a predicted model, not a curated record. The transcript has a single exon.
AUGAUGAAAUUAAUACUUCAAUAAAAUUAAGAAAAAGAAUAAAAUAAUAUUUCAGAAACAAAUAAGUCACAAGGAAGCAAUAUUAUUGCUAAAGUCACAUGUAUUGGAGUGGCUUCAGCAUCAAGUUUGGUUGCAGGAUAUGUACAAGUAAUAAGACCAAUAGGUCCCCACUUUUCUAAACGGAAUUUGAUGUAAGGAUGUGUAGCAGGAGGGAUGGCUGGAAGCAUAACAGGAUUUAUUUUUGGAACUUUAGAAGGAUGUGCUUAUAAAUUGAUUGGACACUAAGAAACAAAUAUUUUUGAAAUAAGUAAAAGUAGGAGUAGGACUGGUGCUAACUGCUGGAUGUUUGGCCUUAUAGGAGAAUUUAUAGGAGAAGUUUAUGCCACAUUAUUGGAGGUAAUAUUCGAUGCAGCAAUUGAAAGAGGGAAACUUAAAUAUAAAGUACCAGAAGAGAAAAAGGAAAUUGAGGAGAAAGAAGAAUUUGAAAUUUUAUAGAUAGAAAGCAAUAUGGAGGAUGAUGAUGAUUUUGAAAUUCUUUAAAUAGAAAGUAAUAAUGAGGAGGAGGAUAAAAAUAAAAUAAAUUAAUAAGAUUGA